Molecule: messenger RNA, 1562 nt
Organism: Hordeum vulgare subsp. vulgare (domesticated barley)
Lineage: Eukaryota; Viridiplantae; Streptophyta; Magnoliopsida; Poales; Poaceae
Exons: 10
Coding region: 307-1137 (276 amino acids)
Source: RefSeq, a predicted model, not a curated record
AAAAAGAUGUUCUAUAUAUUAUUAUUUUUGUCGCGUGAAGCGAGACGCGGCACCGGCGCGGGACGAGGGGAGAAGCGGCGGCGCAGGUUGUUUCAAGGUCGGCACAUCCUGAAGGCCAAUUGAAGGCUCGUGACUAACAAAUACAUAUUUUUUGCUCUCCCAGGCCUACCACCCCUGGACCAGCCCAAAGCUGAGUCACGGCCGCACCGCAACUCUCCAGCUUCCGCGCACCAGCUGUGCCGCCCUCGCCAGGUGGUGAGAUCUCCUAUCUCUCCUGCCGGUGGGUCAGUGGUUCCAGCGGACAACAUGCUGGGCGUCUCCACCGGCCAGCUUUUGGUCAUCCUUGGGGCCUGCUCCGUGAUGAUGAAGCCCAGUGACAUGAUCAAGAUGGCAAGAGUGGCAGGGAGGAUGACCGGGAGAGCGGUCGGUCGCCUCAUGAUCUACCGCCGGCAGAUGGAUGACAUCUUUGAGCAGACUGCAGCGAAGAAGAUUAAUACGGAGCUUCAAGAUGCUAUGUCAAAGUUACAAUCAAUUGGUUAUGAAGUUCAGAACUUAUCUAGAAUAACUCCUGGCCAGUUUAUCAAAAGGCAGCACAACACCGAGGGCAUGACUGAAGCAGGAAUAUAUGAUGGUUCUGCAACUCAGUCCGGAGAAUUUCGUGAUGAUAUUCGCAGUAUAAUUCGUGAUGAAAUUGAGAGCUUUUGUAGAAAAAAUCCUGAUCAAUUUACAAGGAGGUUAAAUAAUCCUGACGGAAUUCAGAACUCUGAAAAAACAACUGAAGCUACAAAAUUCGAUGUAACUAAUAAAUUUGCAAUGACACCUAAGGACAUGGAAUCAGCGAAUACAAGCUCUACAAAUCUGCACAGCCAAGCAAUGAUGUAUGCCAGGCUAAGUGUAUCCCCAGGAACUAAGAUGAGUUCUCCCAUGAGUACGAGUUAUGGAGAACAAUUCAAAGAGAGCAAUGGACUGCUAAAUGUACUCCCAAUAUCAGCUGAAAGUGCUGGAUUGCUCCCAAAACACACAGGUGAGCCAAAAGGUUCAGAUAUACUCCUGGAGGCUGUGCUUGAAGCAGAGGUUGCAGAGAACGCUAAAUUUUUCGUCUCACAACCUCAUGAUCCGUUGUUGCCCAAGGAGUAACAGCAUCUUUUCAUCUCUCAAUAGCUGUUGAUACAUCGCUUGCACAUUAAACUUUUCUUGGUAACUCUGAAGACAGCUUUCAUGGCUGAUGAUGGCAUGUUCUGAUCUUCACCUCAGCGGCACUAUCUUACAUUCUGACUUCAUGUGUCGAUCUAAGUGGAGAUAGAACUGCCGGAAUGUCAGAUUUGACUGUUAAGGUGUAAAUGUUUUGUCAAAUCAAUUAGGAUGUAGUGCUGGGCAGUAGCAGCCUUCUUGUUUGUUUCAAAAAAGAACUUUUUGCUCUAACAGGUAUUAGUAUGUUGUUGCGCUGUGUUUCACUGUGAUGAUUGAUGAAGGUUGAGUUAGCUGCAACGGGAAAUAUGUAGUAUGAUAUAAAGUAUGUAAUUAUACUGUAUGUCACUGUGAUGAUUAUAUUGUUCAACACA